AAGCUAGGUUUGCCAAACUAGAAACUCAAACCCAGCCUAUAGGGAAAGAAAAAUAGAAAAACAUUCUUUUUUUUCUUUUCUUCUUCAAAGAAAAAAAAUAAAAAUGGCGGCAGCUUCUAGAAAAUCAAGAACUAACACUGUACUUAGAUCCCUUUCACCUUCACCUAGAUUCUGCAAUUCACAAGAUUCACCUUCUCACUAUUCUUCUUCUUCUUCCACCGCUUUUGCUUCUUCAACCUCAAGCUUCACUUCUCGUUCUACUUCCUUUUUCAGAGCCUCUACCUCUCCGACACGUGUCAGUCUAUACGGUUCAUCACCGUCUGCUUCGUCGGUUAGGUUUUCACUAGACCGUUCAAUUUCACCGAACCGGUCUAUCUCAGCCGUACCACGAACCGGUGUGAAGAAACAGAGUAGUAGUCAACCCAAAAGAACUUGCAUGUGUUCGCCUACGACGCAUCCUGGUUCGUUUCGGUGUAGUCUUCACAAAGGCUUUGGGUCACGCGCCGCCGUGACGCCAUACUCGCAGAAUCGACUCAACGCGCGUAGAUCUGCUAUGACGAAUUCGCUUGUGAGAAUUCGUGGUGUUGAAGGAGAUCUUGUGAAAAGAGCGCUUGCAGCGUUGAUUCGUCCUUCAUCGCAUCAACAGAAAAGAAGAGGAGAUUUUCAUCCAAGGCCUAGUAGACUAUCCGUUAUGACAAAAGCUCAAGAUUCUUGAAGUUCAAUUUCAACAGAUUCAAUUUUCGAUGUUUAGGUUUCCGGCCACUGCUGCUGUAGGUGGUGCCAGAUCCCGCCGAAUUGGAUUCAGACAACGCAACCGGAUCUAACGGCUGAGCAAGCGAUUCUGGAAAAUCAAGCGAGGAAUGAUUAUGUGCUUCAUAACUUAUCUGCUUGUUUGUGUACAUAUAGAAAUAUAUAAAUCUCUAUGAAUGGCAGCCAUUGAUGACUGUUCUUGGAGCUUCUGGGCCUAAUUACAUGAAAAACAAACAAUUUUGAUUAAAAUAUAAUAUAAUUAAUUCUCACUUUAAAUCCAAAAUUAAAUUCA
Messenger RNA from Medicago truncatula (barrel medic), 1042 nucleotides. Its product is annotated as putative protein TPRXL. The transcript has a single exon. Lineage: Eukaryota; Viridiplantae; Streptophyta; Magnoliopsida; Fabales; Fabaceae. The coding region runs from base 104 to 715 and encodes 203 amino acids. The record is from RefSeq and is a predicted model, not a curated record.